GAUGGGAGGCGUGACUAGAGAUAAAGUUAUCAAAUCACGGUGGAGAUUCGUCACAAAAUAUAAACGAAUUUUCAAAUAGCACUUCAUCAAGUUCAGCUCUCAAACGUACGCGCUUUCUCCGUGUUUUGUCGAAAGUACAAUGGAUACAUACGAAAGUGUAUUACUCGUCAAGAGUGAAGUAUUUGUAUUUAGUAUACCUCCAAGGUCAUUGAAUAGGGGUUAUCGAGCAGCUGAUUGGAACCUACAAGAACCAACAUGGACUGGCAGAAUGCGUCUUGUGUGUCAAGGAAAUUCAGUAGCAAUAAAACUUGAAGAUAAAGUUACAGGUGAAUUAUUUGCCAAAUGUCCAAUUGAAAAGUAUCCAGGUAUUGCUGUUGAACCAGUCACAGAUUCUUCUCGUUACUUUGUUCUGAGAGUUCAAAAUGAUAAUGGACGCUCAGCGUUUCUUGGUAUUGGAUUUUUGGAUAGAUCAGAUAGUUUUGAUCUAAAUGUUGCGCUUCAAGAUCAUUUUAAAUGGCUCAAGAACCAAGAACAGAUAGAAAAGGAAAAAGAUGAACCAAAACAGGAGCUAGAUCUAAGAUUUAAAGAAGGCGAAACAAUCAAAAUCAACAUGAAAAUUACUAAAAAGGAUGGUAGCGAAGUUUCUUCAAAGGCAAAACAACGACCUAGCACAGGUAUUGGUUUACCUCCACCACCAGGAGGUGUAAAAAUUGCACCUCCACCAGCCAAAACUCCAACCUCAUCCCCUGCACAUAAACCAGUCCAAAAUCAAAACCAAACAAGUUCGGAGUGGGGAGAAUUCGCUAGCGCAUCUCAACAAUCUCAAGCUCAACAGCAACAACCAUCAACAGUAGGGAAUUCCAGUUGGGUGCAAUUCUAACUUCUUACAACUUGUAUUAAAAUUUAGUGUAGCUGUGCUAUAGAAUCAUAGGCAGUGCAUAUGUAUAUUAAUUUGUAUAUGCACAUGUACUUUGAUAUGUAUACAUACAUAUACCUUUUAAGGGUAA
This is a messenger RNA of Megalopta genalis, 1007 nucleotides long. RefSeq names its product NECAP-like protein CG9132. Gene Ontology annotation, biological process: endocytosis. Lineage: Eukaryota; Metazoa; Arthropoda; Insecta; Hymenoptera; Halictidae. The record is from RefSeq and is a predicted model, not a curated record. Gene Ontology annotation, cellular component: membrane; clathrin vesicle coat.